Cydia splendana is the source of this 521-nucleotide messenger RNA. RefSeq lists its product as uncharacterized. The transcript has 3 exons. Bases 64 to 444 code for a protein of 126 amino acids. The record is from RefSeq and is a predicted model, not a curated record. NCBI's taxonomy places the organism in Eukaryota, Metazoa, Arthropoda, Insecta, Lepidoptera, Tortricidae.
GCGUAACAUAUAUAACGGAGUCGGCGUCAAUAGCGAGUCAUUCCCGCCGCCGCCGUCGCCGCCAUGUCGCCACUCGCCUGCUCGCUGCUCGCAUUCAUCGCGCUGUUCGUCGCCGACGCCGAGUCAAUAGCGAACCCUUUUUGCGAUAAAUUGGAAUUGGGCAAAGUAGAAGGUGACAGUGUUGAUUUUACGCUGACUGUUGCUGGUGGCUACAUCACCGUUCCUGAUAAAACUACUAGACCAGGAAGAAAGCUAGUGGGCGAAUAUUUCAGCGUGUGUAAUACGCCCUACUCGAAGCCUACACUAACUCCAGCACCUAAGUCACAUGAUAUCACACCAAACUUCGCUAUGUUACAUAUCGACUGUCCUAGCAACAUCCCCGGCUGUAAUGAACUUGAGCUUCAUGUGUCACAGUAUUGGGAAAUGGUCACUGCACCUCAUUAAGUAUUUGGGAGACAGUCAAAAUUAUUGUGAUGAGAAUUGGAUUCUUGUCUCUGAUUAAAAAUGUAAACAUUACAUAA